This is a messenger RNA of Komagataella phaffii GS115, 312 nucleotides long. RefSeq lists its product as hypothetical. The transcript has a single exon. Gene Ontology annotation, biological process: DNA replication; DNA recombination; DNA repair. NCBI's taxonomy places the organism in Eukaryota, Fungi, Ascomycota, Pichiomycetes, Pichiales, Pichiaceae. Gene Ontology annotation, cellular component: nucleus. The record is from RefSeq and is a predicted model, not a curated record. Bases 1 to 312 code for a protein of 103 amino acids. Gene Ontology annotation, molecular function: DNA binding.
AUGAACGCCAUCAGAGUAGAUGCUUCCGUGCUGGGACGGUUUACAACCUCUCCAAUUAAACUUAUAGGUAAAGUUGUACAUCAUGAUUCCCGAACAGCGCAAGUAGAGUCGAAUGGAAAGGUGACUGUUAACCUAGCAAGUGAGAGAGACGAGGAUCUUCAAAAUGGCUACUUUUACGAGUUUGUCGGCAAGGUCAAAGACGAUGGCAGUGUGCAAGAGUUCAGCAGAACUUCCAUGGGUAACGCACUUGAUGAGCGGGCCUUGAAAGUACUGGUGCAACAAGUCCAUGCUCACAGUGAGCUGUUUUAUUGA